CUGGAAACUCAAUCAAGUGUUCUGUUCGAGCUGUCCUGAAACAGAAGCAAGAUAUAACAACGGCCAAUCGUCUUCUUUGGACUCUACGCCUCCUCAACGCGACAGUGAAACUGCAGGGUGAUCUGGCGCUGCAGGCGCACUUCAGCUGAACCUCACAAACAAGACCAUGUUCCACCAGGAAAGCCAUUCAUCCCGAUGGUUUCUUUCUAAACGCCCACAUACGCCUCGCCCAUUCACUGGUUGGCGCUCCACCCGAGAGCGUACCAACACGAGACAAUGACGUUCAAAGAAUACAUGACAUCAACCCUCCAGGAUGCGGGGUUCCAACACCUAACAUGCCAUAUCGCGGAUACGAGACAACUGAUUGAUGUCAAUCGGUGAAUGUCGACGUGCUUGCUUCCGACUAAGGCAACUACAAUUGCGUCCAACACUCGGAGGUUUGCCUCUAGUCAAACGCUCAACACGCGAACAGCUCCCACCCACCCGAACAACCACCACCAUGACGACCAACCCACAACACCACCCCUCCUCCCCACCCCCCAAAUACGCCCACACGCGCCGCGAAUCCUUCCACCCGGUCCACGAACUCCUCUACUGGCCCGACUUCCCCGGGCGCGGCGAAUUCAUCCGCCUCGCCUUCGAAGCCAAAGGCAUCCCCUACACGGACGUGACCAACACCGAAGUAGGCGGCUACGACAAGCUGCUGGCGCACAUUGACCCCAAGGCGACGCACGCGCCCGUCCCGAGCGGUCCCUCGGACCCCAUCGCCUUUGCCCCGCCCAUCGUGCGCGUCCCCACCGAGAACCUGACCAUCAGCCAGACGCCCGCCAUCCUCGCCUACCUGGGCGCCCACCACCACUUCGCCGGCGACGGCUCCGAGGCCCAGAAGUACCACGUCCACAGCCUCGCCCUCACCGCCCUCGACCUCAAUGAUGAGGCCCACGAUUCCCACCACCCCAUCUCCGUCAACUUCUACUACGAGGAGCAGAAGCAGGAGGCCCUGAGGAGGAGCAAGGAUUUCAGGGAGAAGCGUAUCCCGAAGUUCUUCUCCUUCUUCGAUCGUGUCUUGCAGGGCAACUUUGACAAGGGCAAGGGAAAGUACCUCGUGGGUAACAAGCUGUCGUACGCGGACACGACGCUGUGGCAGGUGCUGGAUGGCCUCAAGUAUGCGUUUCCCAAGGAGAUGGCGGCGAGGGAGAAGGAGUUUGAACUGCUCUUUGGCACCUUCUACAACAGCGUCAAGGAGGAGAAGGGUGUCAAGUUGUAUCUGGAGAGCGAGAGGCGACUGCCAUAUGGCAAUGGUGUUUAUAGACACUAUCCGGAGCUGGAUAGGCAAGAGUAGCUGCAGUUGGGCCAUUGCAUUUGCAGCGGCUGUUUGCGAAGACGAAUCAGUGGGACCGGGGAAUAGGAGGGGAGAGGGGAGCUCUUUAAACAUCACAAAAAUGAAAUGGAAAAAAAUCAAUUGGUAUCACCGAGCCUCCAACGGGCCCAAACGUCAUUUUUAAGCCUGUCAGUUACAUGAUAACCCCGACAUGAUGCAUGCAUGCAUGACCCGAAGCCGAUUUGAACUCCCGAAACCACGUAAUAUGAGCAGCCAGCCGUCUAGUAGUCGGAAGCAGAGCUCUGGGGGAACUCAAAGUGGACGCCCUUGCCGGUAAGGCGCUUGUAGACCUCCGAGUAGGUAUCGAGCCUGUAGUCAACACCGCCGCGCUCCUUCUCGUCGAGGAUGACCUUGAGGACCUUGCUGCCGUCCUCGCGAGUCCUUAGGCGCUUGCCAACAAUCUCAACGGGGUAGACGAGGUCGGU
This is a messenger RNA of Westerdykella ornata, 1806 nucleotides long. RefSeq lists its product as uncharacterized. Lineage: Eukaryota; Fungi; Ascomycota; Dothideomycetes; Pleosporales; Sporormiaceae. The record is from RefSeq and is a predicted model, not a curated record. Gene Ontology annotation, biological process: glutathione metabolic process. Bases 368 to 1342 code for a protein of 324 amino acids. The transcript has 2 exons. Gene Ontology annotation, molecular function: glutathione transferase activity.